Molecule: messenger RNA, 1541 nt
Organism: Hordeum vulgare subsp. vulgare (domesticated barley)
Lineage: Eukaryota; Viridiplantae; Streptophyta; Magnoliopsida; Poales; Poaceae
Product: protein SGT1 homolog
Exons: 10
Coding region: 136-1257 (373 amino acids)
Biological process (GO): protein stabilization; defense response to fungus
Cellular component (GO): cytoplasm; nucleus
Molecular function (GO): protein-folding chaperone binding
Source: RefSeq, a predicted model, not a curated record
CAAUUCCAAUCCAAUCCAAUCAAUCCCUUGCUUGGAUCCAUCCCCACCAAAUACCGUCGAUCUCUAUUCAUCACCUCUCCUAUUCUAUUCGCUCCCCAAAGUCUUCGUCUGGUCUUCCUCCACCUCGACGCAGACAUGGCCGCCGCCGCCGCGUCGGAUCUGGAGAGCAAGGCCAAGGAGGCCUUCGUCGACGACGACUUCGAGCUAGCCGCCGAGCUCUACACCCAGGCCAUCGAGGCUGGCCCAGCCACCGCGGAGCUCUACGCCGACCGAGCCCAGGCUCACAUCAAGCUGGGCAGUUACACUGAGGCUGUAGCUGAUGCCAACAAAGCAAUUGAACUUGAUCCCUCGAUGCACAAAGCGUACCUUCGGAAGGGUUCUGCUUGCAUCAAGCUGGAGGAAUACCAAACUGCAAAGGCUGCUCUUGAAGUUGGUUCUUCCUAUGCAUCUGGUGACUCAAGGUUUACUCGUCUUAUGAAGGAGUGUGAUGAUCGUAUUGCUGAGGAGGCUAGCCAGGCGCCAGUAAAGAAUGCCGCUGCGGCUGUUGCUCCUGCUACAUCUUCCGGGGCUACAACUGUGGUUACUGAAGCUGAGGACCAGGAUGGUGAAAAUAUGGAGAAUGCACAGCCAACGGUAGAAGUGCCAAGCAAGCCCAAAUACAGGCAUGACUACUACAAUACUCCUACAGAAGUGGUACUGACUAUAUUUGCUAAGGGUGUUCCAGCUGACAGCGUGGUUGUUGACUUUGGUGAACAGAUGCUGAGUGUCUCAAUUGAACUUCCUGGUGAGGAACCAUACCAUUUCCAGCCUCGUCUGUUUUCAAAGAUCGUCCCAGAUAAGUGCAAGUAUACUGUAUUGUCUACAAAGGUCGAAAUACGCCUGGCAAAAGCUGAGCCAGUAACUUGGACAUCACUGGAUUAUACUGGUAAACCAAAGGCUCCUCAGAAGAUAAAUGUACCAGCUGAAUCAGCCCAGAGGCCAUCUUAUCCUUCAUCAAAAUCCAAAAAGGACUGGGAUAAGCUUGAGGCUGAAGUGAAAAAACAGGAGAAGGAUGAGAAACUUGACGGUGAUGCUGCAUUGAACAAGUUUUUCCGUGAAAUUUACAGUGAUGCUGAUGAAGAUAUGCGUAGAGCAAUGAUGAAGUCCUUUGUGGAGUCUAAUGGAACCGUUCUCUCAACCAACUGGAAAGAUGUCGGGAAAAAGACGGUUGAAGGAAGCCCUCCUGAUGGAAUGGAGCUCAAGAAGUGGGAGUAUUAAUGAAACCAGAUCAUCCAUGUUGUAAAUCCUGGUCGUAAGUGUUAACAUGGCUGCAGACUUGCAAAUCAAUGUUGGUCGGAUUAUGUGUGUCUUCAUUCUGUUUCCGUAUUUGUAAGCUGUUUGCGUGGCAGGUUAGCUUUUAAGUACUUAUCCUAGUUUUGCGAGCUACAGUUGGUAAUGGAGUAAGCCCAUACCUGUGCAUCUGUGGUAUGGAAGUGCAAAACGUCCGUUGUAACUGGUGGCAAGACUAUCAACUGUGGAACGGUGCUAUUUUUUGUCUGAAA